AGUAGGCAGCUGUUUAUGUUUUGUAUAAUUAUUUUACGAGUGUUUUGCAUAACUGUUUUACCGUAUUGUUUAUAAGUCGUAUAUUUAUUUAUCGCUUUUAAGAUUAUAAAGUGACACAUUUUCGUGAUAUUUGCAUUCAUUCGAACCAUGUCAGAUGUCAAGAGGUGAAUAAGCUGUGUUUUGUGUCAACGUGUGAGUGACAGUUUUUUAUAUUGUUUGGGAUUUGGUGCGAUAAACAUAAACGGUAAGACGUCGCUUGUGCCGUCUAUUGUUUAUGGGGGUGUCAUUAUCAGCACUUCGUUCAGAAGUAGACGCCGUAAGAAACAUCGUACGUUUUUAGCUGGAUGUUACGUUUUCGCAAUAAUUAAGGUGGUCGAGGGAUGAGAAUAUAUCUUGGAACGGGUAGAGUGAUAUAUGACGCGUUGAAGUGUUGAAGCAAAAUCGAGUGGACGAGUGUGUCGGUUCGUGAGUGUGCUAAUGUUGUGAUCGGGUGUCCGCAAGGUUUCUGUCAUGGUGUUGUCAUGGCGCGCGCUGGCUUUGCUGGCAGCGCUGCAGGUGUGUGCGAGUGUACGCGAGACGACGUAUCACAACCAUUUCGCCGUGCACGUGCCGGCUGGCGAGAAGCACGUAGAUGACAUCGCCAGAAGACACGGCUACGUCAAUCAUGGACAGAUUGGUGCCCUCAAAGGAUACUAUUUAUUAUCCCACCAUAAGGUCCAUAAGAGAUCGACGGAACCGAGUCAUGAACACCACCAGAAACUAAUCAACGAACCUGAGGUAAAAUGGUUCGAGCAGCAACGCGAGAAGCGGCGAAUCAAACGAGACUAUAACCCGUACGAAACGUCGCUAUGGUCACAGUUAUCGCGAAGACAGCCCUCGCAUCGGACCAGACAUCGAGCGAUCACGCCGUCGCCUUUCUUCCCGGACCCAUUAUUUAAGGAACAGUGGUAUUUGAAUGGUGGCGCAAAAGAUGGUCUUGAUAUGAACGUAGCGUCCGCCUGGCAGAGAGGUUAUACGGGAAAAAAUGUCGUUGUAUCUAUUCUAGAUGAUGGUAUUCAAACGAAUCAUCCGGAUCUCGCGCAAAACUAUGAUCCUCUUGCUUCCACCGAUAUAAACGGAAACGAUGAUGAUCCGAUGCCUCAAGAUAACGGUGAUAAUAAACACGGCACACGAUGCGCUGGAGAGGUCGCUGCAGUAGCAUACAAUCAGUACUGUGGAGUUGGUAUCGCCUACAAUGCAAGUGUAGGAGGAGUUCGGAUGUUGGAUGGUGUUGUAAAUGAUGCAGUAGAAGCUAGAGCACUGGGGCUAAAUCCUGACCACAUCGACAUAUAUAGUGCAUCAUGGGGUCCAGAAGAUGAUGGUAAAACAGUUGACGGACCGGGGCCAUUAGCGAGAAGAGCAUUUAUCUACGGAGUUACUAGUGGCAGACGUGGGAAAGGAAGUAUUUUUGUUUGGGCGUCAGGUAAUGGUGGACGGCACACGGACUCUUGUAAUUGUGAUGGUUACACAAAUAGUAUUUUUACUUUGUCAAUAUCAAGUGCAACCCAAGGUGGAUACAAGCCAUGGUAUUUAGAAGAAUGUUCGUCUACUUUAGCCACUACUUACAGCUCUGGUACGCCUGGGCAUGACAAAAGCGUAGCUACCGUUGACAUGGAUGGCAGAUUAAGAGCAGAUCAUAUAUGUACAGUAGAACAUACAGGCACUUCAGCUUCUGCGCCCUUAGCAGCCGGUAUAUGUGCUCUUGCUUUAGAAGCUAAUUCAGACUUAACUUGGAGAGAUAUGCAAUAUUUAGUAGUAUUAACUUCUCGUUCACAACCAUUAGAAAAGGAAACGGGAUGGAUCGUCAAUGGAAUUAAAAGAAAAGUUAGUCACAAAUUUGGUUAUGGUCUAAUGGAUGCUACUGAAAUGGUGAACUUAGCUGAGCAAUGGGUAUCAGUUCCUCCCCAGCACAUUUGCAAGUCGCAGGAAAUCAAUGAAGAUAAAGCUAUAGAAUCAUCUUAUGGUUACACUUUAAGUGUACAUAUGGAUGUUAAUGGGUGCAGUGGAACAGUAAAUGAGGUCAGGUUUCUUGAACACGUCCAAUGUAAAAUAUCAUUAAGAUUCUUUCCACGAGGAAACUUACGAAUCCUGCUUACUUCACCAAUGGGAACUACAUCGACCUUACUGUUUGAAAGACCUCGUGAUGUCAUUAGCUCUAAUUUCGAUGAUUGGCCAUUUUUAAGCGUACAUUUUUGGGGUGAACGAGCAGAAGGUAAAUGGACUCUCCAAAUUGUCAAUGCGGGUAACAGACAUGUUAAUCAACCAGGUAUCCUUAAAAAAUGGCAGUUAAUAUUUUAUGGUACUUCAACUGAUCCCGUUAAAUUGAGGUCUAAAAGGCCGUCGCCUAUAGCGCCACCAUACGCUUUUCCGACAGCUGCAGAUGGAUACGAUUCUGUUGGGGAUUCUUUUUACAAUACUGACGCGUUUACCAAUUAUCAGAACUUUCCUACAUUAUUCGCCGCCGGUUCCGAUCCCGAAAAGGCUAUAGCAAGUCUCGACGGACAUAACGUUCCCUCGCCGCAUGGGGAAAAUGUCCUCGCUGAUAGUAAUGAUAGGCGCGUCAUGCAUGAAUGUGAUCCCGAAUGCGAUUCUCAAGGAUGCUAUGGAAAAGGACCUACCCAAUGUAUAACAUGUAAGCACUAUCGUCUCGACGACGCUUGUGUGUCACGUUGCCCUCCAAGAAGUUAUGCGAACCAGGGUGAAGUUUGUUGGCCAUGUCACGAAUCAUGUGAGACUUGUGUCGGACCUGGACAAGACUCUUGUUUGACUUGUUCGCCAGCUCAUUUAUUAGUAGCGGAUUUAGGUUUAUGUUUACAACAAUGUCCUGAUGGGUAUUGGGAAGACAGUGAAGCAUCCGCAUGCCGGCCGUGCGCUGCGCAUUGUUCAACUUGUUCAGAAAGGGCCGAUGCCUGUACUUCUUGCGAACAUCACUUAGUUCUAUAUAAUGGAACUUGUUCAGCCUCGUGUCCUCCGUCUACGUUUGAGAAUGAAGACUAUUUAUGUGCUAAAUGUCAUCCCUCUUGUGAUACAUGUAUUGGCGCUGAAGAGACGCACUGCGUUACGUGUCUCGCUUCGAGCUACAUCCUUGAUGGUACUUGCUUGAGUACUUGCCCGAGUGGAUAUUAUGCUGAUAAAAAGAGAAAAGAAUGCAUGAAAUGUCCAGUCGGUUGUGCGUCAUGCUUGACAACAUUAUGCUUGACUUGCAACUCAAACUGGGAGUUGAAUAAGAAGGGAAAAUGCGUUGCCGUUGGCACCGAUCGGUGUUCUUCUAGGGAAUUCGUAGAUGGGAGUCAAUGUACGCCAUGUCAUAGUGAAUGUGAAUCUUGCUUUGGUGAAACAGAAGCAAACUGUCUCACCUGUGAGACGCCAGCCUUGCUUCAAAAUCACAAAUGUUUAUCAGAGUGCAGUCGAGGAUAUUAUGCUGAAGCUGGGCGUUGUACGCGAUGCAUGCACGGCUGCGCGGAUUGUGUAUCACGUUUGAACUGCACUUCAUGUACUGGCUCUUUGAGGCUGCAAUCCGGUGCUUGCAGAACUGCCUGCGCUGAAGGGUAUUAUGCGGAUCGCGGAACCUGCUCUAAGUGCUAUUUAUCGUGCCGCACUUGUAUAGGACCAAGACGCGACCAGUGUGCUUCUUGUCCCCCGGGAUGGAGACUAGCAGCGGGGGAGUGCCACCCUGAAUGUCCUCAAGGUUUCUACCAAACUGACGAUGGUUGCCGUCACUGUCACCAUUACUGUCGAGAGUGUAACGGCUCUGGCCCACUACACUGCACGUCCUGUCCCCCACGCUUCAUGCUAGAUGGCGGACUUUGUAUGGAAUGCCUUGGUUCCCAGUACAUGGAAACCAGUAGUGGAAUAUGUCGCGCUUGCGAUGAAUCGUGUCGAACGUGCUCGGGUCCAGGGCAAUACAGCUGUUCCGGUUGUUCAAGACCGUUGCGAUUUGAUAGAUUAAACAAUCAGUGCGUACGAUGUUGCUCGGAGCGAGGAAUAGCCGCUAAUGCUACAGCUUUACCUGAUUGCUGCCAUUGUAACCCCGACACCGGGGAAUGUAUAAACUCGUCCGUGGCUGGGAAGCGUCGUAUCCCCGAGUGGAGCGCGCUGCACACCGCGCAGAGCGACGCCGCGCCGCACGCGCUCGCCAGCGUCGUCGCAGCCGUCGCGGCGCUAGCGGUCACCGUGUUCAUUGUCGCCAUGAUAGUCACACAGAUGCGAAGAUCGCAACAACCUCAAUCACGUUCGAAAGGAGCUUACUACGCGCCGCUCGCAUGCACGGACGAAGGUGACGUCACAGUGCUGGGAUCGCGAACCGCCUUCCCUGUCAGCGAAUACGAGCAGGAGCCGCUUCUCGAACAUUCCACAUAGCACACUGUGAUGUAGACGUAAGUGAAGUAGACGUAGCGAGUUUGAGAUCUCGCCUACCGACUAUAGAUUUUAUCCAAUUGUAUUAGAGCUCAUUUUACAAAGACAGAGAAGAAAUAACGCUGUUUUUUUUCCAUACAAAAUAAAAAUGCUAUUCAAAUAUCCUAUCGUAUUGAAUAGAUUUAUGUGAUUCGAUUUUUUUUUUUUCAUGAUUAUAAAAAGUGUAUUUUGAAAUAGUAUUUUUAUGAAACGUAACGUUCCGUAUUUUAAUACAAUUAACUGGUAUUGUAAUAAAAUAACUCGUUUGAUCGAAAUUAAUUAUAUAAUUGUAAUAAAUGGUCGCAAAUAUAGAUAAUAAUUACGUUAUAUGGUGGACCACUUGUCGCUCGUUAAAAUAUUAGAUGUAAGUUUGUGAAUACAGAACGAUAUAGUGGAAGUCUCAAACACUUGUAGUACAGAACUAAUGAUAUUUUUUAUUUUAUUUUAUAUUCGCAUUGGUUUGGCAGAUUAAAUUUAUUUUUACAGAUAAAAAAUUUUACAUUAAUUAUUGGCGCGCAAACUGACACCGAUCGAAUGUUCGCGAUUAUUGAAUGAACAAAUACAUUUUUGAAUAUUUGAAAUACGUUUUUUUUUUAUAUUAGCAUCAUAAUCUUUAUUUCUGUAUGUUCAUAUAAAAAAAACUUAUUUUUUCGAUCUAAAUUUAAAUUAUGAUUCAAAUGUAUUUUUUUCAAAUCGAUUUUGUUAUUUCGUUACUGUUAGUUCGAAAGUCGUUUGUCAAAUUUUGCUGUUUCCAUGGUGACCAAUGUAUAGCGUCAUUAUUAAAGCAUUAAUUUAUAAAUAAAAAAUAAAGCAAGGUAUGAGGUUUUAAAAUUUAAAUUUGGAAUCAAUUUUUUUACAUACGACCUUUUGGAAUAACAGUCAUAUGUAACGUCGCAUUUUCCUUUAACUUUUUUUAUCUAAAUAUCGAAUAGAAUGGUCAUGGACAUUAACUUUGAAUGUCUUUAUUUUAUUAUUAUUAUAAAAAAGAGGAUAAAUCCAUUUAAACAUCAGUCAAUUUAGGUAGCUAAAUUUUGGUAUAAUAUUGAACAAAAUUUUGUUGGUAGUUUUAUCACGUCAAAUGUAAUAGGGCGUAGUUACGCAAAAUGGAUUCAGCUACAAAAGAAAACUUUCGAAUAAAUUGGGGUCUCGAUAAAAUUUAUUAAAAUAUCAAUAUCGCUGAUUUAUUUAAAAUGUUUACGUAAAAGCUUGUAUAGUUUUUACAGACGCCAAAAGUUGAUGUAUAAACAAAAAUUUUGACAAUAUCCCAUAAAUAGGUUUUUGAAGAUGGGAUCUAUUUUGUAGCAACUGUGACAAGACUCUAAAACACCAUAAUGAUUUAAACGGUAGGUAAACAGUAGGUGAUAAUGACAUUUCAUUUUUUUUGAUAAAAAAAAUCGCCUUUUCUACCGAAAUAUAUUUGUUUACUUUAUACAUCUCUAUUUUGAAAUGAUAAUUAAAUGUAAAUAAUUUAAUAUACUAGACUGUUUUGAAUUGUAUUGGUUUCGCAGAAUUUAUAAUAGCGUUUGCAUAAAAAUGAUAAAUUUUCAUUCGAAGUUAUCCAAAGUCGAUGAAUUUAAAUUUUGUUUUUUAUGUUCAAUGCAAGAAUUUUAGGGUAUGUCAUUUAAACUAAUUUCUUAUAUUUAAUCGGAAUAAAAAAAAACACCAAUUAGUGAAUAAAAUUAGCUUUACUAAUUAUAAAUCAAUUUAUAUUAAAUAAAUAGUAAAAAUUUUCAAAAUAAGUUAGGUAUCCCUUGUGAGGUUACUUAAAAAUACCUACCAACUCCUAGUUAUACAAAACAGUCAACUAUUCGAACAUCAAAAUAAAUUUUUAUAUCUCGAAUAACAUAUUGUCAAAAAAACUGUGAUCUGCUAUAAAAUCGAAGAAGGUCCGAUUUACGGCUCUUUAAUCCCGGUCAAGAAUUGACCCGGUCAAAUAGCGACCCUUAUUAGCCGAUGCUGUUUACCGAUAGUAAAACGCGAACGAAAAUUUGCUCGCGUUUCCAUAUUAAAUCUUGAUUGUUUCUUGAAAUCCGCUUACAAAAUACAGUUUCCAAAUUCAAUUGUCAAAUAUUGAGACCUCGAUUCGAGUUAGUUAGGUUUCGUUUGUUAGAAUCAAUAGUUACACGAGCCUUGCUUGCACAGCCCGGGUUGCCGUUCGGACACGAAACCCUUAAGUUAUAAUUGAUUAGCAUCCUAUCGUCUAUCUUUGCACUGCGAUUUAAUUGUUUCCUUAAAAUUGAAAUUAAUUUAAAUAUUUUGAUAUAUCAGGGUGAUGAGUUUAAGCGACAAUUGUUUGUGAAAUUCGAAUCGACACUUAUUAUAUUAUAUUAGAUUUUCAUGUAAAAUGAUAGGAAAAAACAAUGCGAAUGAUAAUUUAAUUUAAAAAUAACCAUUUAUUAAAAAAAAUAAACCCGCUAAUACAUUUUAAAAAUAACGUUGCACUCGACGCUAUGUAAUAUAGAUUUAAAUAAAUCCAUGUUUUGUUUCGUUAUUUUUUUUCAAAUGGUCACAAUUUUCUUUUCUUAUAUUUCCUGUUAAUUUUAAGUAGCAUAGGCCCAAAAGUUACCAGAAAUAAAUAAUGUACAAUAUAUUUUUCAAUAAUCCAUCACUUGUUGGAAUUAAUCUACCUAUUAUACUUGUACCUAUUACCUUAGUUUUUUUUUAUUAGUAUAUUUCCUUUUCGGUCCUUUGAUUUGAUUUCAUUAAAAAAAAAAAAAAUAAAGAAAUUUGUCAAUUUAUAGUAAAUUAUACCUUGUCAUUACUUGUCUUUAUGUUUAAGUAGGAAGUUAAACCUCGUUCGCACUGUGAGUCCGCAUAUGCGAGUUUUUUCUUCUAAUUCAACGGUAAAGUGUUAUCGAAGCUUAAUAUUUGUUAGUAUUAAAUUUAUUUGUUCAAUUUGCUGCUAACUGCAAACCUAGCGAAAAUUUACUAUUUUAUGUUUAUUAAACGGUUUUUUUUUCACACUUUAUUAAUAUUUUAGUUAAAAUUUAUUGAAAUUUUUCGGUAAUUAAAACAAAUUUAAAUAAAUAAAAUAACAGAUAACAAAUAUAUCUAACAACUAACAAUGUUACCAUUAACAUCACAAAUGUAAAUAAAUAGUUAGAUUGUUGAAUUUUUAAAAUAAUAAAUUAUUAUGUCAAUAGAUAAAGAUAAAAAAAUGUAGUUUUUUUUGGAUUACGUUUUUGAAAGGGACGUAUUUUGUAACGGUUUUUAUUGCCGAUUAAAAAUUUGACGUCACAACAGACCUGUAAGAAAUUAUAGAUAAAUUUUAAGUGUGUGUAUGUAGAAUAUGUUUUGAUUACGAAUUCCUCAUGACUUGUAUUUGUCAAUUAAAUUUUUUAAAUUUAUAUACGUUUUAUUCUUGUAUGUUUAUUUGAUUUUAAUAUAGAUUUUUAUGUACUUAGUUUUAAAUGUCUUGACAUCUGAUUUGGUUAUAUACAUCGGUGUCGAAUCGUUUGCAUAAUUUCGAAUAUUAUUUUUUAACUAAAUCUUUUAUUAUUUACUUGGUGUUUUGAUGUGUCUUAGCGAUUUUUUAAUUUGUUUUUUGUAAAAAUCAUUUUAAUUGAAAACGUAUUUUUGUAUGGAAUAUUAUUAUGUGCAAAUAAUAUUUAUAA
Molecule: messenger RNA, 8048 nt
Organism: Nymphalis io (European peacock)
Lineage: Eukaryota; Metazoa; Arthropoda; Insecta; Lepidoptera; Nymphalidae
Product: furin-like protease 2
Exons: 16
Coding region: 511-4398 (1295 amino acids)
Biological process (GO): protein processing
Cellular component (GO): Golgi membrane; trans-Golgi network
Molecular function (GO): serine-type endopeptidase activity
Source: RefSeq, a predicted model, not a curated record